Messenger RNA from Patella vulgata (common limpet), 863 nucleotides. Its product is annotated as transmembrane protein 11, mitochondrial. Gene Ontology annotation, biological process: inner mitochondrial membrane organization. Lineage: Eukaryota; Metazoa; Mollusca; Gastropoda; Patellidae. The record is from RefSeq and is a predicted model, not a curated record. The coding region runs from base 42 to 572 and encodes 176 amino acids. The transcript has 2 exons. Gene Ontology annotation, cellular component: mitochondrial inner membrane.
CUGAAUUAUCUCCCUUGGUCCUCCGGUCUUGAUCGAGAGAAAUGGCGGACUAUCCGCACAGGGGUGGGGGAGAUGCACCAGAGUAUAAAAUUAUCCGUGAAAUCUAUGAACAUGAAGAUGCCCAGGAGGAGUUUGAAUAUGAAUUAGACAGAGCUUUAGAAGCAGGUAUUCAGACUAUAAUUAUAGAACCAACAAGACUAGGAGAUGAAACUUCUAGAUGGAUAUCCGUUGGGAAUUUUUUACACAAAACUUCAGUGUUAGCAGGAUUAGGUUCACUUAUCUGUGGUGGGACAUGGCCUGAUCGAGGUUAUUUAUUUUUACCUCUGGGUGCCGUUAGUGUGAUUUGUGCUGCAGUGCAUACAAUUUCCUGGCAAACAGACCCUUGUUCUAAAUAUCAAGUAGAAGGAGAUAUAAAGAAAUUACCUAGAUUACCUUUACACAGUUUAACUACUUCAACACCAGUGGUAUUAGUCAAGAAAAAUGAUUUCAGAAGAAAAGUUUUGCACACUACAGUAUCAUUAGCAGCUGGUGCCUAUUGUGGCUCAAAAAUUCAUAAAUGGUAUUUUCAAUGAUUGGAUGAUUGUGAUAAUUGCUGAUGAGUGUUCGUGUGGCUUUACUGACAUUAUGUGUUGUAAUGCCAAAUUACGCAAGAAUAAUUUUGAAUGGUUAAUUUUUAAAAUUCAUUUUAGGAGUUGGUUUUUACCUAAACUGUCUUUUAUGUUUUAAUUGUGAUACAGAUUGCACUGAAUAUUUUUAACUAUCCUGUAUAUACAUUUUAUUUUCAUUAUAAAAGCAUGACUGUUCGUAAUUUUAUCAAGAUUUAUUGUGAAUUGCUAAGAAUUAAAGAUAUAAUAUAAUGACAA